CCUCCAUUGCUGCUGUAGCUUCUAGUCCCUAACAAAAUUCUCUCUCUCAGCUUCUCCAAAACCAGAAGGCCAACCGACUGAACCUACGCUCUCUUUCUUGAUCGAUCAAAGACUUCCAUUUCCAUGGCUUCCACUAAAAGUCUCCUAUCUUCUUUUUCUUCAUGGCUCCAUCAUCGAUCCAAGGAUUUGGCCCCUCGAAUCUUUGUUCCUCCUCUGGAUUCCUGUUCCUUUUCAUCUCCGAUUCGCCUUGAAAAUCAAGUCGUUUUGUCAAGAAGGCACGUUUUCUAUGCUUCCACCAAUGACACAAAUGCUGCAAGCUCAAUUCCAUUGAAGUCAGCACAGGAUGAUUAUAUUCCCAUGCCAGUAGUUAUGAUAGAUCAAGAUUCUGACUCUGAAGCAACAAUUGUACAAAUCAGCUUUGGUGAUCGUCUUGGAGCUCUCAUUGAUACGAUGAAGGCCUUGAAAGAUUUGGGAUUGGAUGUGGCAAAAGGAUCUGUUCUCACAGAAGGAUCUGUUAAGCAAACAAAAUUCUUUAUUACACAUUUAGGCAAUGGGCGAAAGGUUGAAGAUCCUGAUAUGUUAGAGAGAAUUCGACUUACCAUCAUUAACAAUCUUCUGAAGUAUCAUCCAGAAUCUAGCGAGCAACUUGCUCUGGGUGAGGCUUUCGGAAUAAAGGCUCCUGAGAAAAAGCCUGAUGUUGAUAUUGCUACUCAUAUACAUGUCAAAAAUGAUGGACCCAAGAGGAGCUUGCUUUGUAUUGAGACAGCAGAUCGACCUGGAUUACUUGUAGAAAUUAUUAAAAUCAUGGCUGAUAUCAAUGUUGACGUGGAAUCGGCAGAGAUUGAUACAGAAGGAUUGAUAGCCAAGGACAAGUUUCAUGUCAGCUACAGAGGGUCAGCCUUAGACAGUUCACUGUCUCAGGUUCUGAGGAACUGCCUGCGUUACUAUCUCAGAAGACCAGAAAUAGAUAUUGACAGCUAUUAAUACUCAGGUGGAACCACUUUUCAACUGUAAACUCGAUGUAACGGUCCAUGUACCAAGUGUUAUUGAGGUCAAACUCGGCUGCUAUGUUGUGUUUGUGUCUCUUGAUGUCCUGGAGAUGUUCUUUACCAUGUCUCUUACUAUCCUGCAUAUGUUCUUUACUGUAAUCUGAUGUUUGUGAAGCAAAAUAUGAAUGACUUCCGUUAUUCAUCAAAGUUAUAAUAUGUGGAUUGUGGAAUGUCGGAACUUAUAAUUUGUGGCUUGCUUCUGUGCAAGAACUCUUCUUAGAGUUUUACUGUUCUUGCUGUUAAGAGUUCUUCAAUUAGAAUUGUAUUUUUAUUGA
Manihot esculenta (cassava) is the source of this 1324-nucleotide messenger RNA. Its product is annotated as ACT domain-containing protein ACR12. The transcript is spliced from 10 exons. Gene Ontology annotation, cellular component: chloroplast thylakoid membrane; chloroplast stroma. Lineage: Eukaryota; Viridiplantae; Streptophyta; Magnoliopsida; Malpighiales; Euphorbiaceae. Bases 124 to 984 code for a protein of 286 amino acids. The record is from RefSeq and is a predicted model, not a curated record.